Messenger RNA from Carcharodon carcharias (great white shark), 1435 nucleotides. It is a transcript of the gene mat2ab, whose product is annotated as methionine adenosyltransferase II, alpha b. The coding region runs from base 48 to 1235 and encodes 395 amino acids. Gene Ontology annotation, biological process: S-adenosylmethionine biosynthetic process. Gene Ontology annotation, molecular function: methionine adenosyltransferase activity; ATP binding. The record is from RefSeq and is a predicted model, not a curated record. NCBI's taxonomy places the organism in Eukaryota, Metazoa, Chordata, Chondrichthyes, Lamniformes, Lamnidae. The transcript is spliced from 9 exons. Gene Ontology annotation, cellular component: methionine adenosyltransferase complex; cytosol.
CCCAUCAACAUCAACGGCGACCGACCGACCGACCACCGCAACCCACCAUGAACGGUCAGAUCAACGGCCUGCACGGCUCCUCGCUGGACGAGAGGGCUUUCCUGUUCACCUCCGAGUCGGUCGGCGAAGGUCAUCCAGAUAAAAUGUGUGAUCAAAUUAGCGAUGCUGUGUUGGAUGCCCAUCUCAAAGAAGACCCUGAUGCCAAAGUUGCUUGUGAGACUGUUGCGAAGACUGGUAUGGUCCUGCUGUGUGGUGAAAUUACCUCCAGGGCAUCUGUGGAUUAUCAGGCAGUCGUGCGAGAUACCAUCAAACAUAUUGGAUACGACGAUUCUUCAAAAGGCUUUGACUACAAGACCUGCAAUGUUCUAGUUGCUCUGGAGCAGCAAUCCCCAGAUAUUGCACAGGGUGUUCAUUUGGAUAGGAAUGAAGAAGAUAUUGGUGCUGGAGAUCAAGGUAUUAUGUUUGGUUAUGCCACUGACGAAACUGAGGAGUGCAUGCCCUUGACGAUUGUUCUCGCUCACAAACUGAACGCUAAGAUGGCAGAGCUGCGCCGUGAUGGCACUCUGUCCUGGCUUCGGCCCGAUUGCAAAACUCAGGUGACAGUGCAGUACCUGCAGGACCAUGGUGCUGUUAUUCCUAUCCGUGUGCACACCAUUGUCAUCUCUGUGCAGCAUGAUGAAGAGGUUCCCCUGGAUGAGAUGAGGGAUGCUCUGAAGGACAAGAUUGUUAGGGCUGUCGUGCCUUCCAAGUAUCUGGAUGAGGAGACCAUUUACCACCUGCAGCCCAGUGGACGUUUUGUUAUUGGCGGACCCCAGGGAGAUGCAGGCCUCACUGGGCGAAAGAUCAUUGUUGAUACCUAUGGUGGAUGGGGUGCACACGGGGGUGGUGCUUUCUCUGGCAAGGACUACACCAAGGUGGAUCGCUCUGCUGCCUAUGCUGCUCGAUGGGUUGCCAAGUCUCUGGUAAAAGCUGGCCUAUGCCGACGUGUCCUCGUGCAGGUUUCCUAUGCCAUUGGAGUGGCACACCCUCUGUCCAUUUCCAUCUUCUCCUAUGGAACAUCUGAAAUGAGUGAGAAGGAGCUGUUGGAGGUGGUGAAGAAGAACUUUGACCUUCGUCCUGGUGUUAUUGUCAGGGACCUGGACAUGAAGAAGGCAAUUUACCAGAAGACAGCAGCCUAUGGCCACUUCGGUAGGGAUAGCUUCCCUUGGGAAGUGCCUAAAAAACUUAAGUACUGAGUGUAAAGUCUUUCUCCCCAGACUUGUUGGUGUAUAAUACAGAGAAGCUGCAGGCUCUCGGGGAGAAAGGCCCUUUCCCAUAUAUCCUGUCCUCCCAUAACUCCAUACACCGUUAGUGGCAGAAUCUCUUCUUUCCCUUUAUCCUCCUGUUAUGCGGAACCUUGUCCUUAAACCCACCCACCACCCCUCCCUCCUCCCCC